GUCUCUUGCACCAUCUACUUCACUUUCGCCACAGUCGACCUACACCCAUGGCCGAAGAAGACGAUAAAACAAAUGGACGAGAAGCAGCCAGGCAUGCCAUACUCAACGAACACAAAGGGAAAGCAUUUAGUCGUGACACCCUCAAAAACGCAGGCAUCCCUGCUGGUCGACAGUUUACCAAACAUCUAGCUCAAUGUAACAGAGAACUUGGUUUGACGUUCGGGAUGGAGUUAAUUGAAGUUCGAGCACGUGGGCUCGAUCCAGUACGAAUGGCUGUAGAUGCUGAAAUGAAACGUAAAGCAAUCAAAAAUAGUCAACGUCAACGAAACGGUGAUCAAGGCGAUGAUCAACAAACGCCUGCUGAUGUCAAACCAAAAGCAGGUUCUUCGGCCAAACAGUACAUUCUACGUUCUUGUCUGAGUCCAGAGCUGAUAUAUAAGGUAGGGCAGAUAGUGGACGAGGAGAUUCCUCGGGAUCAUCGAGAAGACCGCUGGUUACAAGAAGAAAACGAUGUAUUAGAUUGGAAGCGAGGGGAUGAAGUGGCUUAUCACGGUGUUCUUGGUUUGAUCUUGGCCUUAAUUCUUACUCAUGGUCGAACCAUGGACAAUAAUGAACUUCGAAACUACCUCAAACGUCUACGGGUCGAUGAGCAAUGGUCACCUCCUCAUACACCCGCCUGCAUGCAUCCUCAACCGGAUCUUGAUCGUCUACUUGACCAUUUUGUCAAGUACAAGUAUCUUGAAUGUUCAGAUCCAAGCGGAAAACUUGCUGGUAGUCAAGCAGGUGCAAGUCGUCGACAAUCACAAGGAGUUCGAAAUGAGUCCAACAAUCAAAAACAAGAAUGGCGUUGGGGAGCUAGAGCCGAGAUUGAGUUUGGUGAAAAAGGCAUUGCAAAAUUCAUUACUGAUAUCUUCAAGGAGGCUUGCCCACAAAAUCCGCCGUCUCAGAGUGGAUCAGCCCUCGAUAUACGUUCAGCUUUCUCGGCACAAAAACUCAUGUCAGAUAUUGCUAAGGCAGCUGGAGGCGAGCUUCAGGACGCUGAUCGACUGGAAGCAUCAACGGUUGACGGGCCUGCUGCUGCUGCUAACGGCGACUACUAGAGCUCAAAUAUCUUCUCUCAACACAUCUUUCCUCAUAAGAUCAAAUGAUUGUUUUCCCUUGAGACAAGCUUGACUCUUUCCCACAUCCAUCGGGUGAUCAGAUCACUGUUUUUGACCCGAGUAUUAUGUACACAUUGAUAACGGUCUGCUCAUUGACCGGAUGAUACGACUUUACCGUGAGCCAGGCCAGUUGGUGAUCACUGAAGUAAGAAAUAUUAUACAAUGCAUAUU
Molecule: messenger RNA, 1331 nt
Organism: Melampsora larici-populina 98AG31
Lineage: Eukaryota; Fungi; Basidiomycota; Pucciniomycetes; Pucciniales; Melampsoraceae
Exons: 5
Coding region: 48-1100 (350 amino acids)
Biological process (GO): DNA repair
Cellular component (GO): nucleus
Source: RefSeq, a predicted model, not a curated record